UCUAAUCGAUCGCAGAACAACCGAUCUGCCGGCGCCAUCGAUUCCAUCCGGCUUCGCUAGCCUCGCUCCCGCCUCCGCGCGCGCCAGAUGUCCCCAGAGCAGCGGCAGCAGUAAGCGUGCGCCAGCAGAGCAGUCCUAAGCAGCUAUGGAGCAUGCAUUUACUCCACUGGAGAGUCUGCUUCCCACAGGAGACCUGAAGUUUUGCCUCGUGAUUCUUAACCAGCCUUUGGACAAAGGUCAUUUUGAUCGUCUGUGGAGCAAAGCUGUCUUGAGAGCAUGUGCUGAUGGAGGUGCUAAUCGUUUGUAUCAGAUCACAGAAGGAAAUCAGGACAGCUUCUUACCUGAUUAUAUCAGCGGUGACUUUGAUUCCAUUAGGCCUGAAGUCAAGGAAUACUACAAGGGCAAGGGGUGUGAGCUCAUAGAGACCCUGGAUCAAGAUUUGACUGACUUUACCAAGUGCCUUCAGAUCCUCCAGACAAGGAUAGAAGAAAAGGGCCUGCAGGUUGAUAUCAUUGUGGUUUUGGGCGGACUUGGAGGACGCUUUGACCAAAUCAUGGCAUCAGUGGAGACACUUUUUCAUGCAACAAAUAUCACUCCUUUUCCAGUUAUAGUUCUCCAAGACUGCUCCCUCAUCUACCUGCUUCAACCUGUCCUCUAAAGAGAGCCCUGGAAGAGAAAAUAAAUGUCCAACUAUGAAGUGUAAAGAUGCAGUGC
This is a messenger RNA of Alligator sinensis (Chinese alligator), 714 nucleotides long. Its product is annotated as thiamin pyrophosphokinase 1. The transcript has 8 exons. NCBI's taxonomy places the organism in Eukaryota, Metazoa, Chordata, Crocodylia, Alligatoridae. Gene Ontology annotation, molecular function: thiamine diphosphokinase activity; ATP binding. Bases 146 to 658 code for a protein of 170 amino acids. The record is from RefSeq and is a predicted model, not a curated record. Gene Ontology annotation, biological process: thiamine metabolic process; thiamine diphosphate biosynthetic process.